UUCUGAGCAGCUGUGUGGGGGAGGUACAGUAUAAAGGAGGAACCUGACGUCCCCCUCCCCUGGCGGCCAUUACAGGAGCCCAACACCAGCUUUCCUGCCCUGGAGAAGGCCUAGAUAAGGAAACUGAGACCCCCAAAGAGACAAUAAUUUACCCAAGGUCACCUCCAACAUGCAGACGCCUGUUGUGAUGCCUCUGCUGCUUGUGUCCAUGGGCCUCAUGGAAGCACUUCAGGCCCAGAGCCACCCCAUCACACGACGAGAACUCUUCUCUCAAGAAAGGCCCCUGGACAUGGCCCCAACCUCCUUCGACGACCAAUACGCUGGCUGUGCGGCAGCCAUGACCGAUGCUCUCCAGGAGCUCAACCGCACGGAGUUCCAGACCAACAAAGUGUAUGCUGACGGCUGGGUGCUGGCGAGCAGCCGAUGGCAGGAGCGCCAAGCCUGGGGACCCCGACCCCCACCCCCACCCCCCGGCUUCCGUGAUGAGCAUGGGGUGGCCCUCCUGGCCUACACGGCCAACAGCCCCCUGUUCAAGGAGUUCAAUGCGGCCCUGCGCGAGGUGGGCCGCACCCGAGCCCACUACCUCCAACACUUCUCCUUCAAGACAUUCCACUUCCUGCUGACCGAGGCUCUGCAGCUGCUGGGCAGGGCCCGGCACUCCCCCCGCUGCCAGCAGGUGUUUCGGGGGGUGCAAGGCCUGCGCUUCCGGCCAGCGGGGCCGGGGGCCACUGUCCGGCUGGGGGGUUUCGCCUCGGCAUCUCUGCAGAAUGCCGCCGCCCAGAAUUUUGGGAAGGAAACCUUCUUUGGCAUCUGGACCUGUCUCGGGGUCCCUAUCAGGGGCUACUCCUUCUUCCCUGAGGAGGAGGAGGUGCUGAUCCCUCCCUUUGAGACCUUCCAGGUGAUCAACACCAGCAGACCGGCCCAGGGCCCCACCCGCAUCUACCUCCGGUCCCUGGGCAAGCACAGCACCUACAACUGCGAGUAUAUCAAAGACAAGCAGUGCAAAUCCAGGUCCUGCCAUCUGGAAAACUCGGCCACGGAUCGGGGCCCCCUUUCUACAGUCUGGUGCCUUGCACUGCUGCUGUGGCUCCUUGUCGGGGGGGCCUCCCCAGAGAGCCCAGGCCUCCUCUGACCCGUCAGACUCUGAACAGCCCUGCCUGCCGCCUCUGCCCAACACGAGACGUCGGCCACAUGUGUGCUUUCUUUUUUUUUUUUUUCUUUUUUUAAAAUUUAUUUAUUUUUUUAAAUUGAUUAUGCUGUUACAGUUGUUCUAUUCCCCCCUUCAUUCCCCUCCACCCUGCCCCCCCA
This is a messenger RNA of Artibeus jamaicensis (Jamaican fruit-eating bat), 1308 nucleotides long. It is a transcript of the gene ART1, whose product is annotated as ADP-ribosyltransferase 1. The transcript is spliced from 5 exons. Bases 170 to 1132 code for a protein of 320 amino acids. Gene Ontology annotation, molecular function: NAD+-protein-arginine ADP-ribosyltransferase activity; NAD+ poly-ADP-ribosyltransferase activity. The record is from RefSeq and is a predicted model, not a curated record. NCBI's taxonomy places the organism in Eukaryota, Metazoa, Chordata, Mammalia, Chiroptera, Phyllostomidae.